AUGAAACCUAAAAUAAAGAGAAGUCUCAAUGAACAUAAGAAUAGAAAUAAUAUAUAAGUAUUUAAAAUGAUUAUGAGGUUCCUUUUUUUAAUUCAUGUCCUGAUAUGAAUAGUCAAAAUGGAUAGGAGAAUAGAAUGAAAAAAGUUGUUGCAUAUUUAUAUCUAAGAGAAAAUUAUUCAGAUAUUAAAUAAUGUAGAUCAUUUAGUCAAAAAAGAAUAAUAAGAUAUGGUUUAACAGAGGAACCAGCUGAUUAGAAGAAUGAAAAAACUAAUUACAAAAAAUUAAACAUAGGUGCAAAUUAAAUUAAAAUUCCAGUACAUCAUAAUUGGAAAAGUAAUGUAGAAGACAUAAAAAUUGAUUAAUAGUAUGAAAAUUAAUUGGAUAAACAUUUUAAAACAAAAGAAUAAUAAAUUGAUUAUUAAGAUAAAAUAGAAUACAUGAAUUAAUAUAUAUAAGAACUAAAUGAUAUGCAUAAAACUUAAAAUAAAACAGAAGCAAUUAAAAGUAUUAGAGCUUUACAUAAAAAAAAUAGAGAUGACUUAAAGACAUAUGUUAAAUAUAAAGGAUAAAGAUUUUUUGAAAUAUUACCUCUUUUAAAAAAGAGAAAUUCAACUGUAAUAGAAUAAUUUAAGUGUUUUUAACCUAUUUGUAAUUUAGAAUUAAAAUAAAAAGAGAAGUAUUCAGAUGAAUUAUUCAAGCAUCUGAAUAAAAAAUAAGAUGUUAAAAAUGAUUAAGACUAAAAAUAAUCUAAUAAUAUAUGUAUUGAUUAUUAAGAUAUACCUAAACUUUCACCUUCAUUAAGAAGAACCUUCAGUUAAUAAGAUGUAUUAAUUUCAGAAGCUUAAAAUUUCAAUAAAAAUAAUUAUUUGUUCGAGAUUAAAAAUGCAAAUGAAUAAGAAGAAUAAGUAAAAGCAUAUACGAUAAAUAACGAAGAAGCUAAAGAUAUAUCUAAUUUUCAAUAAGAUCUUAAAAUGUAUGUUUCUAAACAUCUAAAUACGAGUGGUUCAGCUGAAAUCUCAGCAAUGAAUAUUACUUAAAUGUAGUAGGUAAUAUUUUAUGAAAUAUAAGAGUUUUAUUAAUAAGAGGUAAAAGGAAUUGAAAAGAAUGAAUAAGAAAUUUUAAUUCAAUACUUUUAGAACACAUACUGAGUCACCAAAAAUAAAAAAUUCUGUAUUCUAGACAACAGCUACAUCUUAUUAAUUUAAAUUUUGA
Molecule: messenger RNA, 1212 nt
Organism: Paramecium pentaurelia
Lineage: Eukaryota; Ciliophora; Oligohymenophorea; Peniculida; Parameciidae
Source: the annotation of a GenBank genome assembly